Messenger RNA from Phyllopteryx taeniolatus (common seadragon), 4946 nucleotides. RefSeq names its product glucosaminyl (N-acetyl) transferase 4a (gene gcnt4a). Gene Ontology annotation, cellular component: membrane. Bases 209 to 1492 code for a protein of 427 amino acids. NCBI's taxonomy places the organism in Eukaryota, Metazoa, Chordata, Actinopteri, Syngnathiformes, Syngnathidae. Gene Ontology annotation, molecular function: acetylglucosaminyltransferase activity. The record is from RefSeq and is a predicted model, not a curated record. The transcript has 5 exons.
GUCCACGAUGGAGCUGCAGACAUAGCAGACAGGACACACAGUCGCCCUGUUCUGUCGAAACUUUCUUCACACAUGGGGAACUUUGCCUGCUGGUUCGCCUCCCAGUGUGGUGUCACACCAACAGACAUCUUUCAAGGUUGUACAGCUGCAGCCAUACUUGUUGAAGGCGUUUGGAUAGCACUAUCCAGGACAUCUUUACAGAGCAAGAAUGAAAAUAAGAUGUGGCUGCUACAUACAUAGAUUGAGACACAGGUGCUUCCUGUUUCUUCUGUGUCUGGUGGCUGUGUGUUUGCUCAAGCUGGUCUACCUCAAAGUAACGGUGAGGGAGGCUGCCUAUAUUGACCCUUAUGGACUCACUGACAGGCUAUCUGGAGUUCACAACCACACGUAUGAUGUCAACUGCACCGCUAUCUACGAGCUUGACCCGGUGGAAAUAGGCAAAGCUCUUGAGAUUAAACAAAAAGCCAUUGUUGCCGUGGUUGAUGAGAGCACUGUGAGUCUAACCUCGGACUGUCCAUCAUUUAUGAAAACAAGACGUUAUGAUGGUGUUCUGAUAUCAGAGGUUGAGCGCAACUUUCCGCUGGCUUACUCCCUGGUGGUGCAUAAAAAUGCACCCAUGGUGGAGCGUAUUCUUCACGCCAUCUAUGCACCUCAUAACAUCUACUGCAUUCACUAUGACCAAAAGUCUUCUCCAGCAUUUAUUAGGGCCAUGGAGAACCUCGCUCAGUGUGUGCCUAAUGUGUUUGUUGCCUCAAAACUGGAGUCUGUUAAAUACGCCCAUAUCAGCAGACUUAAUGCCGAUCUCAACUGCCUCUCUGACCUGCUGAGGUCAGAGGUCAAAUGGGAGUAUGUGAUCAAUCUCUGUGGCCAAGACUUUCCUCUCAAGUCCAACUAUGAACUAGUGAGGGAACUCAGGAAGCUGAGUGGCAGUAACAUGCUUGAGUCAAGUCGCCCCAGUGAACUGAAGAAACAACGCUUCAGCUUUCAUCACGAGCUAAAGAAUGUGCCGUAUGAGUACCAGCGUAUUCCUGUGAAAACUACUUUGGCCAAGGAUCUUCCUCCACAUGGAAUCAUGGUGUUCAUUGGGAGUGCAUACUUUGUCCUGUCGCGGGAGUUCGUGAAUUACAUAAGCAGCAAUGGAGUGGUGAAGGACUUUUUGGCAUGGUCAGCAGACACUUACUCACCUGAUGAACACUUCUGGGCCACCCUUGUCAGGAUGCCAGGCGUCCCAGGACACAUUUCUAGGUCAGAACCAGAUGUUACCGACUUAAAGAGUAAGACGCGACUUGUUAAAUGGAACUAUUUAGAAGGGAAUUUGUAUCCACCCUGCACAGGUACACACAUGAGAAGUGUCUGCAUCUAUGGAGCUGCAGAACUUCGUUGGCUCCUCAACGAUGGUCAUUGGUUUGCUAACAAAUUUGACCCCAAAGUUGACCCAGUCUUGAUCAAGUGUUUGGAGGAGAAGCUGAUUGAACUGCGGCACUAUGUGUAAAGAUUAAACUAACCUAUAAUUAACUGAACUUGAAAGCUUUGGUGAAAAUGUGCCUUUUGAUUUUUAAAACUACUGUCACUAUAAAUGUUCUUGUCAUCUUUGAUACAUUAUCACAAAAUUGAAGUUUCUAAUGCAACUUUCUGUAUGUAGUGCUGCCCCCCUUUUUGGCAAUAAAAACCACACAAUAAGUCACAUCCAGGUAACAUACUGCAACUUUAGUCUCUGAAAGACAAAAAAAAAAGGUCCUUACCCUAUUCAUGAUCUAUUGGUUCAUGCGUAUUGUGUGUGGCAGUGAUGUGUCUGUAGCCAAUCUGAACAUGGGACCAUUCAUUUUGAUUUUCUAUACAUGGAAGAUUUCCCUGUCUAAAAUCCAAGGGCCUUGCACAGGAAAGGAAAACUGACGUACUGAAUCCCAGUCCAACGCCUGCAUGACCUCGACCCCGCACCAGCCCCCCAACAAACCCUGAGUAUGUGUAUGUGCCCGGAUGUGACGAGUGAAACAAUAUUUACAGUGAAUGGUGUGAGUGUGUGCUAAGGUAAGUUAUUAAGAGGGAUGGCUCCUGCGGGCCGGGCCCAUCCGAGGGGGACAACCAUAGGCAGAGAGGACCGCCACACCCAGCCACGCAGUACCGCACCCCGAAACCCCCACCCCCUCCUCCCAGCCUGUGCCCGCUACCUGCCCCGGAAAAGUGCAGGAGGUGGAUCCACCCCCAGACCAGGCUGCAACAAAACCCCACAGGAGGUGCCAUGGUCAGCAGGGAACGCCCUGCCCCCCUGCAAGAAGAGGCGGAGGUGAGCGAAGCCGGAAGCAAGGACCAGAGAGAAGAGGAGGAAGCAAGUCCGAGGAGCGACAGGGGACCCCACCGCCCCCCACCAGCAGCCGGAACGGGUAAUCAAGGCGGACGGCAGUUGGCACCACCACAGCACCCACGGAAGAAGAGCGUGUCCACCACCGGUUCACACUGGGAGGCCCGCCCAGUUAUUCGUCCUCUCCCUCGGCCAGGGAGGAGUAAAGAAAAUCCCGCCCCCACAGACGCUGGCAACGCAACCACAGGGUCAAGUGAUCCCCAAUCCAUGCAUGUGUCCUUUCAUUGUGCAAAUCAGUCUUAAGUGUGAGAAAAAGUAAAUAAAUAAAUGAGUGUAGUGCAUUAAAAUUGGAAAAACUGGUAGGGGUGAGGCAAGUCGGUCGACACCCCCACCCACGCCAACUAGCUCCCCAAAGGAUGUGAAAAUGUAUGGUGGUGCAUUAAAAGUCCGCGGGGGGAAAGCUUGGCGGGCCAGAAAGCCUGCUGAAAUGCCGGGACACCUGGCCGAGCGUCUUCCCCAGCCCGACCCUGCCCUCCCACCACAGACGGGUGUAUGAUGCAUUAAAACUGGAGGACAGGCAGAGCAGUGAAGGGGGGCGACCAGACCGGAAACAAACACUGAUGUGCCAGCAUUUAACAGUAUUGUUGUUGUUUUUUUUUUUGCGAUAGCUAGAAUUACAAGUAUUGGUUGAGCGUGUUUAUUUGGAAGAUCUAUACCUCUUAAUCAUCCAGCAGACAAAGAUUUGGAGAAAUCGGAAUCCUACAGUUCAAAACUGAGGAAAGUUUCUGUGUGACUAGUGACCAGAAGCGCUGUACGGGUGUAUAUUGUCAAAGAGCAUGCAAAUAAGUGUCUGGAGCGUUUUCAGUACAAUUAGAGCAUAUGUUUGAUUUUGAAUAGCCCAUUUUAUGCAUACUAUAUUGUGUAACGUGUGAUCUAUGGAGUCCUUUGAAGCUGCAAAUGACUGUUUUUGUCAUUGAGAAAGUGUUUCUACAGAUUUGUGGCCAGUAAUCAAUCUCAAGUAGACACCGAGAGGUCUUUUUCCCAUUUUGCGAUUGUCUUGAUUUAGAAUUUCUCCAGAUGGAACAUCUGAGGAUGACGAUGCAUUCAAUGUCCCUGGAGUGAUAAAGUGGUUGACUGGACAGGAACAGCAGCAUGCAUCUUCUAAAUGCAGACGGACAAACUUGUAGGAUAACUGUCUACUUUGACCAUAAAUGAACUUGAAGGUCUCGACGGUUGACACAAGGCAGCUGGGCAACGUGAGGGGCAGCUGUGGCGAAGGAUGCCUCCUGAAGUCCACGAUCAUCUCUACAGUCUUGAGCGUGUUGACACGUCAACACAGCUCCAGCCGCUCCGCUUCCUGUCGAUAUGCAGACUCGUCACCGUCCUUGAUGAGGCCGAUGACAGUGGUGUCAUCUGCAAACUUCAGGAGUUUUACAGCCGGGUGCGUUGAGGUGCAGUCAUUCCUGUAGAGAGAGAAGAGCAGUGGAGAGAGGACACAACCUUGGGGCGCCCCAGUGCUGAUGCUGCGUGUGGAUGAGGUGGCCUCCCCCAGCCUCUACGUGAACUAGUUCAAAGUUCAGUUCACCAUUCCAAAAGUGAACAAGUUUAGUUCAUAGUUCAGAAUUGAAAAUUUUGAACUGAGUUCACCAUUCCAAAAAUGAACUAGUUCAGUUCCAUAUUAUGAUAAUGUGAUCCUACAGAGUUUUAACUAAAGCAUUCUGAUCAAUUUUUAUUAUGUACCGUAUUACAAAAGAACCACCAAAGAACACAAUCGAUCCCACAUUGAAUCGGUUGCCAAAUGCAGCAUUUAUCUGCCGACAUAUGAAGGCUGCUAUAUAGUGUGUUCAGAUGGGUCUGGUUGAGAAAAUCCAGGCUUUCAAUAUAGGCAAAAAUGACACCGCAGAAUAUGUAGUAGUUCAGUGAGGAAAUGUCAUUGCCACCUGCUGGUUACAUGUCAGGCCAUGACAGGCUGAUGUGUCCAAAAUGUGGGGGAGCUCAAAUCUGGCUGAAAAUCAAAUAUUUCAUCAGAAAACAAGCCUAAAAUUACAACUGUGAAUUUUUUUCUGCAGACAUUAUUUGUAAAUCCAGGACUAUGGAAUAAGUGCCAAUGUUCACAAGAUUAGCUAGGUCCUUUAAGUGCGAUGUACUGUAAAAGAACUGUGAUGUACUGUAAUUGUCAUCUGUGUAUUUGGACCCAAAAAAUGUCAAAAAACUUUCAUUAAGAAAUUGUUGGGAAAUAUUUUUAAUAUGGCGGUACGGUGAUCAACUGGUUAGCACAUCUGCCUCACAGUUCUGAGGACUGGGUUUCAAAUCCCGGCCCGCCUGUGUGGAGUUUGCAUGUUCUGCCCGUGCCUUUGUGGGUUUUCUCCAGGUACUCCGGUUUCCUCCCACAUCCCAAAAACAUGCAUGGUAGGUUGAUUGAAGAUUCUAAAUUGCCCAUAGGUGUUAAUGUGAAUGCGAAUGGUUGUUUGCUUAUAUGUGCCCUGCGAUUGGCUGGUGACCACUUCAGGGUGUACCCCGCCUCUCGCCCAAAGAUAGUUGGGAUAGGCACCAGAACGCCCACGACCCGAGUGAGGAAAAGCGGUCAGAAAAUGGGUGGAUGCGUAGUUUUAAUUGUGGAAAAAAUAAAAGACAAUUUGUUUCCUUU